Molecule: messenger RNA, 495 nt
Organism: Exophiala oligosperma
Lineage: Eukaryota; Fungi; Ascomycota; Eurotiomycetes; Chaetothyriales; Herpotrichiellaceae
Exons: 3
Coding region: 111-290 (59 amino acids)
Source: RefSeq, a predicted model, not a curated record
AUUAUCUUCGCUGCCUGAAGAUUCCAAUGCUACAACAUUCCCAAACACCGUUCAAUUUUCGGAAAGAAGACUGAAAGCGCUCGAUCGACCGACAAAUUCAUUGAUACAACAUGCCUGACUUCAAGGAUCGAGAAAAGGUGUUGGAGAACGAGUACAUCCGAAAGAGAGAAGCAGAGAAGGCUGCCGCAUACAAAAGCCAGCAAGAGGCUCAGAGUUCGGGCAAAAGUGCUGCUACCACAAACCCUUCAUCCUUGAAUUCGGCCCAAGCAUCUAACGCAUCACUGAAGUAGCAGUGGCAAAGAUGAAUUGCAAGGUCGAGUUGGGUUCAACUGUGGUGGAACGAAACACCCGCUGCAUGGAAUUUGGCGACCUCGAUGUACGAUGAUACAUAAUGUUUUGGAGGACGAGGAUAUGAGACAAUGUUAUAUAUAGCAAAUACAGUUCAAAUCCCAGUAGCACUGAGUUUUCCUUAAGCCACAGACAAACGGUAUAAAC